AUGGCGAUCCAACGCAAGCGGGGUUCCAGUACCUUAAGCACAGCCCAUCCGGAUGCAGCGACCGACGCAACGACUAUCCUUACCACGAGGCAACAAGAAAAGCAAUACAGACCUCCAAUCCCCGAGCCGGACUACGACCGCGAGCGUCCCUCUGCCUAUACAAUCGAUCAGGCGUACGCAUGGCUAGAGUACCACGCAAGCAGCAUCAGCGUGCGCAACAACAGACUCUUCGUUCAGGGCAAAGAAAGGGGAUCAAGUGAUGCUUUCCGCAUGAUUGUGGGGGAUUGGCAGAGGAGACGACUAGCUGGGUCUAAUAGGGCGGGGGAUAUGAUGAGAGGGAUUCCUUCGGGUAGUACUGCUGGUGGUGGUGGUGGUGGUGGUGGUGAGGAGGAUGAGGGUGUGGAGGGGGAGCAGGAGAUGAUGGAGGAGGGCGUGCAGGAGGAUGAGAUUCAAGGGUUCGCGGACGAACGACCGCUGGCUUUCCGCACUCGACCUUUUGCGCCCGAGGAGGCAGAUGUGCAAGAUGAAGGGGCGAUGUUCAGUCGUGAAGGGAUGGCGCUGCCGAUUAGAGGUCGGAUGGAACGUGAUGCUAUGCAGCAGGUAUACGAAGAGGUACAUGAGCUGAGUGAGUCUGAGGCGGCGAUUGCACGAGCACAGACUAUGGGUGGAUCGUGGGGCUCUUUGGUUGGUGGUGGUGGACAGAACUUUGGUGACUUGUAG
Messenger RNA from Recurvomyces mirabilis, 720 nucleotides. RefSeq lists its product as uncharacterized. The transcript has a single exon. Lineage: Eukaryota; Fungi; Ascomycota; Dothideomycetes; Mycosphaerellales; Teratosphaeriaceae. The record is from RefSeq and is a predicted model, not a curated record. The coding region runs from base 1 to 720 and encodes 239 amino acids.